Messenger RNA from Branchiostoma floridae (Florida lancelet), 1724 nucleotides. Its product is annotated as kelch-like protein 24. The record is from RefSeq and is a predicted model, not a curated record. The coding region runs from base 6 to 1724 and encodes 572 amino acids. The transcript has a single exon. Lineage: Eukaryota; Metazoa; Chordata; Leptocardii; Amphioxiformes; Branchiostomatidae. Gene Ontology annotation, molecular function: protein binding.
CUACGAUGGCAACAACAUCGCAGAGGCCAAAGGCGUCACUCGACGUCAGCCAUGACGCACACUCAAACGCCCUCUUGCAGGGUUUGCAGGAACUGCGAUCAGAGAACAUGCUGGUAGAUGUCACCCUCUGUGUCUCUGGGAAGGAGAUCCCGUGCCACAGAAAUGUUCUCGCUGCUUGUAGUGGAUAUUUUCGCGCGAUGUUCUGUAAUGGUCAUCUUGAGAGCAAGGAGAAUAAGGUAACCAUUCACGAGGCCAGUGCUAACAUUGUGCAGCUUCUUGUCGACUAUGCCUACACGUCAAAGGUAACCGUCACAGAAGACAACGCUGUAGAGCUGAUGGAAGGGGCCAGUUUCUUCCAGUUUGAACCGGUCAGGGAUGCAUGCACAAAGUUCCUAUCAGACACUCUAUGGAUCACAAACUGUCUGGAGAGAAUAAACGUAGGGAACAUGCUGAUGAACCGUUAUCUGGAGAGCAGUGCAUUGUCGUAUGUCAUGAAAGAGUUUACAGCAGUCACCCAAACACCAGAGUUCCUUGAUUUGACAAAGGAGCAGCUCAUCAAGCUCAUCUCAUCAGAUGAGCUCAAUGCCCCUGAAGAAGCUGUGUACACAUCAGUGCUGAAAUGGAUCAAGCACGCCCCAAGGAAGAGGAAGAAGGAGAUGAGAGAGCUGAUGGAGCUUGUUAGGUUCCCCUGGAUGGACAAGAUGUACUUCAUAGAGAACGUGCAGACGGAUAAGGCAUUGUGCAAGUGCUGCCCGGAUGUCGUGUCAGAAGCUCAGAAGUAUCAGGCUUUCCCAGGGGAGAUCCAGUCACCCCGCACCCGUCCCCGCCGUGCCAGUGGUCUGAGGGAGGCAGUAGUGGUCAUUGGAGGGACGGAGAAGUAUGCAAUUGGAGAAAACCCUUCCGUGGAAAGCAACUCAAUCGUGAUGACACACUCCUCUGCACCGUCGAGCACCAGUUGGGUUUCCAUGGGUAGAAUAAAGAGGGCAAAUGACUUUGGAUUUGCUGUGGCCGUUUUGGGCACAAGUGACAUCAUGGUAUCUGUUGGUGGGACUCAGUGCAAAAAUGUGUGGUUGUAUCAAGCAGGACUUGACUCCUGGUCUAGGCUUGCUGAUAUGAACACAGCAAGGGACUUUCACAAGCUGGCAGUGGUGCAAGGCAAAGCCUAUGCUAUUGGUGGCAGAAUCAGCUACUCACCACUUCAUGUAACAACGAAUGUGGAAGUCUAUGACAGAAGCCUGAACAAGUGGACUGAAGGUGUUCCACUCACACAGCCAAGGUACCAACAUGCUGUUGCCGUGGUGGAUGGUAGCAUAUACGUAAUGGGUGGACGUGAUGCUGAUGACCUCGCAACAUCUACGGUGUUCCUCCUCAGCCCAGGAGACUGCCAGUGGCAUUCAGCAAGCGACAUGCCAAACAAAGCUAAUGAUAUUACUGCUUCAGUUCUCAAUGGUGUCAUCUAUGUUGCUGGGAUUCCUUCAAAUAUGUUGUGUUACAGUCAUCAGGAGGACUUGUGGACUGUUGUAGCCAACACGGGUACUGGAUACAGAUGUGGUAUGACUGUCUUUGGUGGGGAGAUUUACAUCUAUGGAGGCUAUAAAAACGAGAAUGCAACAACAAAGGUAUUACGGUUUAAUCAGCAAGACAAGUCACUUCAGCAGGUGGGAACCAUGCCUAAUGAUAAGGGUCUGUUUGGACAUGGCUGUGUCACUAUACUGAAGAGCUGA